CGGGUGCCGGUGAGGUGUUCCUCUCCUGCAAGGUGAGAGAGUAGAAAGGGUGGGAAAGAGAGGUUUUGGAUCCAAGAAGCGGUUUCUCGACGGCCAUUUCCGGUUUUCUGGUCCGUAUAAUCUGGCUGCAGUAUGCACAGUGUAUAUGUUGACUGGCUAUCCUCUGUUUGACUGGCCUAGUUGCUUCUUUAGAGUGAACAAUUCAGUUGCAAUUCACAUCUUGAAGAAUUUCCACUUGUAUACCAAGAUGAAGAAAGCUUUUCUGCAGUCAUGGUGAGGAAGAGAAGAACUGAACCUUCUGGGGCUGCAGAUGGAUCUGAAUCUCAGGAGCCAAGUGGCAGUGCUGGGCGAGGUGGGCUGCAACACCCAGUUGAGAGGGCUUUGCCGCAGCAACAGGGAGGUGGGGGAGGACGUGGUCGGAGUCUGGCCAACCCACAGCAGUCUCAACAAGGAGGCCGUGGCAGUGGAUUUUACCAGAGUCAGAGUGGCAGAUCGCAAUAUCAUGGAGCAACUCUCCAUCAACCCCAAACAAGAGCUCCGCAGCACCAUUCUGGUGGACGCAGGGGCGGUAGUAGCAUGACAAGUGGGCAUGGGGUUGCCCUUGCUGCUGGUCCGUCAAGGCCAACAGUACCCGAGCUGCACCAAGCAAUCCAGGCUCCAUAUCAUGCAACUCAGCCAUCCCUGUUAGAAGCCAGCUCCUCAUCGCAGACUUUGGAUGUUUCUCCUGCCCAGGUGGCUCCACAGUUUGAACAUCUUGCUGUUCAAGGUGAAGCUUCUAGUAGCCAAGCAAUUCAACCAGCAGCUUUAUCAAGCAAAUCAAUGAGGUUUCCAUUACGUCCUGGAAAGGGUAGUUUUGGUGACAAAUGUAUUGUGAAGGCAAAUCAUUUCUUUGCUGAGCUGCCAGACAAAGACCUUCAUCAGUAUGAUGUUUCUAUUACACCUGAGGUAACCUUUUGUGGUGUGAAUCGCGCUGUCAUGGGGGAGCUGGUCAAGCUAUACAGGGAGUCUCAUUUAGGCGGUCGCCUUCCAGCUUAUGAUGGGAGGAAGAGCAUCUAUACUGCUGGGUCGCUUCCAUUCACCUCCAAGAAUUUUGAAAUCACUCUUAAUGAUGAGGAAGAUGGUCUAGGUGGCCCAAGACGAGAGAGGCUUUUCAAGGUUGUAAUCAAAUUUGCUGCUCGUGCUGAUCUUCAUCAUUUGGGAUUAUUUUUAGCUGGGAGGCAGGCAGAUGCACCCCAAGAAGCUCUACAGGUUCUUGAUAUUGUGCUUCGUGAGUUGCCCACUGCCAGAUACGUACCUGUUGGUCGGUCAUUUUAUUCACCUGAUCUUGGGAGACGGCAGCCACUUGGUGAUGGGUUGGAAAGCUGGAGGGGUUUCUACCAGAGUAUUCGCCCGACACAAAUGGGAUUAUCACUAAAUAUUGAUAUGUCUUCCACUGCUUUCAUCGAGCCACUUCCUGUCAUCGACUUUGUAGCGCAGCUUCUGAACAGAGAUGUCUCUGGUAGACCACUAUCUGAUGCUGAUCGUGUGAAGAUCAAGAAGGCUCUUAGAGGUGUGAAAGUUGAAGUCACGCAUCGUGGAAAUAUGCGCAGAAAAUACCGUAUAAAUGGUUUAACAUCACAAGCUGCAAGAGAGCUGAUGUUCCCAGUUGAUGAUCGAGGUACAAUGAAAUCUGUUGUUCAAUACUUCCAAGAAACCUAUGGAUUUAAUAUUCAACAUACCACUUGGCCUUGCUUGCAAGUUGGUAAUCAGCAGAGACCAAACUAUCUGCCCAUGGAGGUCAGGAUGUCCUUCAACAUUUUGAUAUUGUACUUUUAUUGUAUGACAAUACUAUGCAUAAAAUUCUGUCACUUUUUCAUUGUCAUACAUGUUCCAAAGUUGUCAGUGAUUUUUACUGUGAAUGGAAUUGUUAGACUCUCUGGAAAAUGGUUCCAGGUUUGCAAAAUCGUUGAAGGACAAAGGUACUCCAAGAGGCUCAAUGAGAAACAGAUAACUGCUCUUCUUAGGGUGACCUGCCAGCGGCCUGAACAGAGGGAACGGGAUAUUAUACAGACUGUUCAACAGAAUGCAUACCAUGACGACCCUUACGCAAGAGAAUUUGAUAUCAGAAUUGAUGAGAGACUUGCUUCGGUUGAAGCACGGAUUUUACCUGCACCAUGGCUUAAAUACCAUGAAACUGGGAAGGAGAAGGAUUGCUUGCCGAGAGUUGGCCAGUGGAACAUGAUGAAUAAGAAAAUGGUCAAUGGUGGGAGGGUCAGUAACUGGACAUGCAUCAAUUUUUCGCGGAUUGUUCAUGAUAAGGCUGCCAGAGAUUUCUGUCAUCAGUUAGCUUUAAUGUGCCAAGUAUCUGGAAUGGAAUUUGCUCUACAGCCUGUGUUACCUCCAUCAAGUGCUCGACCUGAACAAGUGGAAAGAGCUCUCAAAGCACGUUAUCAUGAUGCCAUGAACAUACUUAAACCCCGGGGCAAAGAACUUGACUUGCUAAUUGUAAUACUGCCUGACAAUAAUGGUUCUUUAUAUGGUGAUCUUAAAAGAAUUUGUGAGACAGAUCUGGGGUUAGUCUCCCAAUGCUGUUUGACGAAACAUGUUUUUAAGCUGAAUAAACAGUAUCUUGCAAAUGUUGCUCUUAAAAUUAAUGUGAAGGUCGGUGGAAGGAACACAGUGCUUAUGGAUGCCCUGACAAGGAGAAUACCUCUCGUCAGUGACAGACCAACAAUUAUAUUUGGUGCUGAUGUGACACACCCACAUCCUGGGGAGGACUCUAGCCCUUCCAUUGCAGCUGUUGUUGCAUCUCAAGAUUGGCCAGAAAUAACAAAAUAUGCUGGAUUGGUUAGUGCACAAGCUCAUCGGCAAGAGCUGAUCCAGGAUCUGUUUAAAGUUUGGCAAGAUCCCCAGCGUGGAACUGUUGCAGGUGGCAUGAUUAGGGAGCUUCUCAUAUCUUUCAAAAAAGCAACAGGGCAAAAACCUCAGCGAAUUAUAUUUUACAGGGAUGGUGUUAGUGAGGGUCAAUUUUAUCAAGUAUUGUUGUAUGAACUUGAUGCUAUUCGGAAGGCAUGUGCAUCCUUAGAGUCUAACUAUCAGCCACCUGUAACUUUCGUGGUGGUUCAAAAGCGUCAUCAUACCCGUCUGUUUGCCAAUAACCAUGCCGAUCAUCGUACAGUAGAUAGGAGUGGAAAUAUAAUGCCUGGCACUGUUGUAGAUUCCAAGAUAUGCCAUCCAACCGAAUUUGAUUUCUAUUUGUGUAGUCACGCUGGCAUUCAAGGCACCAGCCGUCCUGCUCACUACCAUGUCUUGUGGGAUGAGAACAAGUUCACUGCUGAUGCACUGCAGUCUCUUACCAACAAUCUUUGCUACACCUAUGCCAGGUGCACACGCUCGGUUUCAAUUGUGCCGCCUGCAUAUUAUGCUCACCUGGCUGCUUUUCGUGCUCGGUUUUACCUGGAGCCAGAGACCUCAGACAGUGGGUCAAUGGCCAGUGGUGCGGCUGCCGGCCGUGGUGCUCCUGGCUUGGCUCCUCGCACUACCAGGGCCCCGGGAAGUUCUGCCGUUAGGCCCCUCCCUGCCCUCAAAGAGAAUGUGAAGAGGGUGAUGUUUUAUUGCUAACCUUCUUUCUGGGUUACUAGAACUGUUGAAAGUGCUUUCUAUUUGCUGGUUAUAUCUUGGUGCUUAGUUUGGUUUGGAUUCUAUCCUGGUUUGUGUUAACGUUUGUGUUAUUGUUGCUUUCUAUUUGCUGGUUAUUUCUUGGUGCUUAGUUUGGUUUGGAUUCUAUCCUGGUUUGUGUUAACAUUUGUGUUAUUGUUUCAUCACAAUGACAACUAAAACAUAGUUUACCAGUUUAUUGACUUGAAAACGAAUUUUUCUUUUUGGGGUUAUCA
Molecule: messenger RNA, 3872 nt
Organism: Phoenix dactylifera (date palm)
Lineage: Eukaryota; Viridiplantae; Streptophyta; Magnoliopsida; Arecales; Arecaceae
Product: protein argonaute 1A-like
Molecular function (GO): RNA binding; protein binding
Source: RefSeq, a predicted model, not a curated record